AUGAAUAUUAAUAUUUUUAAUUUUUUCAUAUUCAUUAUAUAUUUACACUAUUACAAUAAGAUUUCCUCUAAAAUAUUUUGUAAUGAUGUUAAAAAUGUAAACCAAAUAAAAAUAAGUAAUGGAUCUUAUAGGUCCUUAUCAGAUAUGUAUGAUAUGUCCUACGAAAGGCGUGUUUUAUUGAAAACAAAUUCAUAUCCAUAUGAUGAUGAAAAAUUAAGUAACGAUGAAAAUGUGAUUCUUAAAAGAUUGAUAUAUACAAGAGAAGAGCUUAAGGAAUUAUACCAGAAUGAAAAUGAAAUAAAUAAAAUGAAUUCAGCUAAUGUUGAUAAAAAAAAAAAAAAACAUUUGAGGAAAAAAACAAAAUAA
Messenger RNA from Plasmodium falciparum 3D7, 366 nucleotides. RefSeq lists its product as uncharacterized. Lineage: Eukaryota; Apicomplexa; Aconoidasida; Haemosporida; Plasmodiidae. The record is from RefSeq and is a predicted model, not a curated record.